This is a messenger RNA of Phycodurus eques (leafy seadragon), 2701 nucleotides long. Its product is annotated as zinc finger protein OZF-like. Gene Ontology annotation, molecular function: DNA-binding transcription factor activity; RNA polymerase II cis-regulatory region sequence-specific DNA binding. Lineage: Eukaryota; Metazoa; Chordata; Actinopteri; Syngnathiformes; Syngnathidae. Gene Ontology annotation, biological process: regulation of transcription by RNA polymerase II. The transcript is spliced from 2 exons. The record is from RefSeq and is a predicted model, not a curated record. Bases 144 to 1568 code for a protein of 474 amino acids.
CGCAAGGCAGACGUUAGCAAGUAGCGACAAAGCGCGAGGACGGGGGUGGGAAUUGUUUAAUUUAAUUUCAUUUAAUUUUAUUAUUAUUAUUUUCAGCUAAAAGAGUGGGCAAAGAAACCAACUAAUUGCUGCUUGAAAGAACGAUGGCGUCGAGCAAGGAGCAAGUUUGUCGCCAGCGUCGACAACUGCAAUAUGCUCCGACGGUGCGACACAACCAAGGCGUCCAGCAACUGAUUGGUCAGCAGGAAGAACUUACUUCCAGUGUGGAGCGGGAGGAUCCACAUGUGAAAGAAGAAGAGGGGGAUCCAGAGAACCCCCAUGUCAAAGACAAAGACAAGGAUCCGCAGUCCCCCCAUGUUAAGGAGGAAGAGGAGGCGUUUGAUGUCAGCCAGUUGCUACUGACUGUCGUCUCUGUGAAGAGUGAAGACGAAGCACCCAAGUGGUCACAGUGUCAUCAUCACAGUCCCAGUGGAGACCACGGUGGAGAACCACCCCCAGACAACCGCUUAGCGCCACUGUCAGACAGUGACGACAUGGAAGAACCUUUGAGGAGCGACGCAGACUGUGAAAGUGUUGACAAACAGUGUAAAAGAUCUGAAAUGGAGACAAUUCUCGGCAACAAGGAAACUUCACAAACGCGUACAAAACGUACUUGCUCAGUUUGUGGUGAUAGUUUUGCUAGUCAUUUGAUUAAACACAUGAGAACACAUAUAAGAGAAAAACCUUUUAGUUGCUCAGUUUGCGGUGAAACAUUCUGUCCAAAAGAAAGUUUGGAAUUACACACAAGAACACACACAGAGAAAGAACACUUUAGCUGCUCAACUUGUGGUAAAGAGUUUACAAAAAGGUCAGAUAUGAUUAGACACAUGAGAACACACACAGGAGAAAAACCCUUUAGUUGCUCAACUUGUAGUAAAACCUUCUCUCAAAAGUCAAGCAUGGCGUCACACAGGAGAACCCAUACUGGAGAAAAACCCUUUAUUUGCUCGACUUGUGGUAAAACAUUCUCCAGAAAGAAACAUGUGGAGUUACACAUGAGAAUACACACAGAACAGCCCUUUAGUUGCUCAGUUUGCAGUAAAACAUUCCAUCUAAAAGAAAGAAUGACAUUUCAUAUGAGAACACACACUGGAGAAAAACUAUUUAGUUGCUCAGUUUGUGGGAAAGGGUUCAGUCAUAAGUCUGAUAUGACUAAACACAUGAGAACGCAUACAGGAGAAAAACCCUUUAGGUGCUCUACUUGUGGUAAAACAUUCAUUCAAAGGACAAAUAUGGUUAGACACAUGAGAAUACACACGGGAGAAAAGCCCUUUAGUUGCUCAGUUUGUGGUAAAGAGUUUACUAAUAAGUCAGAUAUGGUUGUACACAUGAGAACACACUCAGGAGAAAAACCCUUUCAUUGCUUAGUUUGUGGAAAAGGGUGCGCUCAUAAAUCAAGUAUGACCAAACACAUGAGAACACACACAGGAGAAAAACCCUUUAGAUGCUCCACUUGUGGUAAAACCUUCUCUCAAAAGUACAACAUGGUGUUACACCGGCGAACACACACAGGAGAAAAUCUCCUUUAGUUGCUCAGUUUGUGGUGCAAGCUACUGUAUGCUCAUCCAAAAUGUUUGGCUGCACACAUAGGGAUGGGCACAUGCAUGACAAAAGAGAAUAAAUGUUUUACAGUAAUCCCUUGCAAUACAGCAUCGUCUGAAAAAGACCACACAUUGUUUUAUUGUUCUUCUAAAGAGCUGUAAUUACUGUACAUUUAGUGCAGAUCACUUAAAGGGGUAUUAAAAAAAACAACAAAUUAAGGUAAAAAAAACAAAACCAUUUCAUUUAUGUCACUACACUUCCUGGUCAACUUGGGGUAACCUAGAGUCCGAAGUGCAGGGGCUAAUGUGGUUGCAAACCACAUACAAGGAGGAGUCAAGUCAAGUUUAUUUGUAUAGCCCUUAAUCACAAAAGAGUGUCAAAAGACUUCACAGGCCCACAGUUGGCAAUGAUUGACGACCUCCCCUAACCUAAACUUCCCAAUCGGGCAAAGAAAAACUCAAAACCCCGUUUGGGGGGGAAAAAAAACUUGAGAAGGGAUCACGUUUUUUGCGAAGAUACCAUCGUGGAGCCACUCGAAGAUUUCAUUGACGGAACCUUCGAUCGCUUCGUCAUGCAAGCUAAAAGGCUAACUCGUCCACUCGCACUGAAGAUCUACUACCCAGUUUACCCAACGCCCAUAUUCAAGUCUUCUCCUCCAUUACAAGAAGAUAUCACUUCUCAAUCUCUUACACCAGGGGAUUAUCAUCUAUUCUGACAUUUCCGAAAGUACGCCUAAUAAUCCAGAGGCUCAAAUCAAAAACUUCAUGUCAACAGCGCUGAUAAUCCCAAAGGAGACACUCGCCAACAUUACCUUCCACCGAGUACACAGACGAGGUGGACCUCGAGCAGGGAAUCAUCCCCGUCCAGUCAUUGCAAAAUUCGAACAUUCCCAGCAGAAAGUCUUCCUAAAGUCGAAAGGACGGGAGCUGAAGGGUCCGCAGUUUGGGAUGAAUGAGCAGUUUCCACGCAAAAUCAACGAACAACACAAAGUCCUGUACCCUCUAAUGAAGAACUACUGGCAACAAGGAAAACGUGCCUCACUGGUUGUGCACAAACUAUACGCAUACGAUCAACUAUUUCGCGAUUCCAAAGUCACGCCUUGGCUCUUCUAAUAAAUGAG